AUGAUUGUGGAACGACUAUUUCUGGCUUUUAUGCUCGCAUUGGGUAUAGUAGCUAGUGUACUUCCUCAUACGAACAAAAAUGAAUCCAUCUUGGAUGCACCAAAUCGACUGGUCUUCUCUCAUUUCAUGAUGGGAAUCACCAGCACUAGAAAAAGCGCUGCAGAUUACGAUGACGACAUGAAAAGAGCAAAAGCACUUGGAAUUGACGCCUUCGCACUGAAUAUCGGGACAGACCCAUUUACUGAACAACAGCUUGAGUUUGCUUUUGAAUCUGCCGCCACAAAUUCUAUGAAAGUCUUUCUAUCAUUUGAUUUCAACUGGUGGAAGCCUGAACAGGUUUCGACAAUUGGCCAGAGAAUUGUUAAAUACGCUUCCAAGCCAGGCCAAUUGAUGGUCGAUAACAAGAUCUUUGUCUCAUCGUUUUCUGGUGAUGGAUUAGAUGUUGCUGCAUUACGUGCGGCUGUUGGAAAACCUAUCUUCUUUGCGCCCAACUUUCAUCCAUCUCAGGGGACCAAUAUAGCGCCUGUUGAUGGCCUUUUGAAUUGGAUAGGCUGGCCCAAUAAUGGCGAGAAUAAAGCUCCGACAGCGAGUCAAAAUGUCACAGUGAAAGAUGGUGACGAUGUCUAUAUCAAGGCUUUGUCUGGCAAAGCAUAUAUUGCACCUGUUUCACCUUGGUUUUUUACCCACUUCGGCGCAGAAGUUUCUUACAGCAAAAAUUGGGUAUUCCCAUCUGACUUAUUGUGGUACAAUCGAUGGAGAGAGGUAUUGUCUUUGGGAUCACGUUUCAUCGAGAUUAUAACAUGGAAUGACUACGGCGAGUCUCACUAUAUUGGGCCCUUGAGUUCUCCUCAUACAGACGAUGGUGCAUCAAGAUGGGCUAAUGAUAUGCCUCAUUCCGGAUGGUUAGACAUGUCUAAGCCAUUCAUAGCCGCUUUUAAAGCCGGUGCAUCUUCCCCAGAUAAGUAUAUUACAAAGGAUGAGUUAAUCUACUGGUAUCGUCCAGCGCCACGCGAUGUGAACUGCGAUGCAACAGAUACAUGUAUGGGGCCAGCGAAUAAUGGUAGUGGAAACUACUUUGAGGGUCGCCCAGAUGGCUGGCAGUCAAUGUCUGACUCUGUAUUCGUGGUUUCUCUUUUGACGGCCCCUGCAUCGGUAACAGUCAAUAGUGGAGGCACAGUAUACAAUUUUGAUGCACCAGCAGGAGCAUAUGCCCAAGCUGUUCCGAUGCAUAUUGGAACUCAAGUAUUUUCCGUCAGUCGUGGAGGCAAAGACGUUCUCUCGGGAACCAGCUUGAAGCCAAUCAUUGAUGGCUGCCAGUGUGGUCUUUAUAACUUCAACGCCUACGUUGGCACUCUUCCACCAGGACCCAGUGAUCCACUUCUGCCAGAAGGACUGGGUGCGUUCACCCAGGGAUUACGUGUUACAACUUGUCGUCCGACUCCAUCCCUUGGAACUAAACCUCCUACGCCACCAACUACUUCGACUUCAAGUAUACCCACUACACCCGGCAGCUCCACAUCCCCUCCAACUUCAUCACCUCCUACUACUUCAUCUCCCUCUAAAACCUCAUCGCCUCCUGGUUCUUCAACACCACCUCCGCCAACAUCGACACCACCUGACGCUCUGACUCCUCCAACCACUAAACCAGCAGGAGGCUGUUCUGCCGUGACAACAACAAUCAGUUCAAUCCAACCAACUUCCCCCACUAGUGGUGAUGGUAGUAAUGGUGGCAAUGUGUGUAUUGCAGGACAAGGACAAGGUAACUUUAUUGGACUAUGCGCCUUUGCUUGUCGCUACGGCUAUUGUCCUUCUGGUCCAUGCACAUGUAUUCAGUAUGGAGCGCAAGUUCCCGUUCCACCUAAAUCUGGAGGAAAUGGCACACCUCUCAAGUCAGAGGACAAUUCUUACCUUGGUCUAUGUGCUUUUGCAUGUAGCCAUGGAUACUGUCCUUCGACCGCAUGUGCGCAAGCUUGA
Penicillium taxi is the source of this 1974-nucleotide messenger RNA. Its product is annotated as glycoside hydrolase family 71 protein. Gene Ontology annotation, biological process: mating projection tip cell wall disassembly. Gene Ontology annotation, molecular function: glucan endo-1,3-alpha-glucosidase activity. The record is from RefSeq and is a predicted model, not a curated record. Bases 1 to 1974 code for a protein of 657 amino acids. The transcript has 5 exons. Lineage: Eukaryota; Fungi; Ascomycota; Eurotiomycetes; Eurotiales; Aspergillaceae.